AUGUCCUCCACCGUUCCUUCAGUGGUUUCAACCACUCAACCCACUGUCUCAUAUCGCUCUCUGGCAUUAUCUCUGAGUGAAGAUAGCCCCGAUAUCCGCCAGAAGUAUCGACCGUUUAUUCUGGAGGACAAUGCAACGGAGGACUGGAUCAACAACUUAGACCUGAGCACCGUAGCGGAUAUGGCAGAAGAUAACCUGCGGGUUACAAACCAGAGGCUAAAAGUUCUAGUACUCUAUGGCAGUCUUCGAAAAAGGUCAUAUUCCAAACUGGUGGCAUUGGAAGCUUCACGUAUCCUCUUCCGGCUUGGUUGUGACGUACGCGUCUUUGACCCCGAAGGUCUCCCCAUGAAGAACGAGAGUGAUGUCUCUCAUCCCAAAGUACAGGAGCUCCGAGAACUCAGUUUAUGGAGCGACGGUCAUGUCUGGGUCUCGCCUGAACAGCACGGCAAUUUGACUGCUGUUUUCAAGAAUCAGAUCGAUUGGAUUCCGUUGAGUACCGGGAGCGUCCGUCCCACCCAAGGCCGAACACUGGCCAUCGCCCAGGUGUGCGGUGGAUCCCAAUCAUUCAAUGCGGUCAACUCUUUGCGUAUCCUAGGUCGGUGGAUGCGUAUGUUUACCAUUCCCAAUCAGUCCUCGAUUCCCAAGGCAUAUACCCAGUUUCCGGAUGAAGGGCAGCCAGGAGAUCAACGACUGAUGCCCAGUGGUAACCGAGAUCGUCUGGUGGAUUGCAUGGAGGAAUUUGUCAAAUAUACGAUUCUGAUGCGGCCUCACAUUGGUCUUUUCGGUGAUCGUUUUAGUGAGCGGGAGGAAAAGAAAAGGAAGGAAGAAAGGCUAGAUGCGACUGCUAAGUGA
Penicillium coprophilum is the source of this 852-nucleotide messenger RNA. RefSeq names its product Arsenate resistance ArsH. Bases 1 to 852 code for a protein of 283 amino acids. Gene Ontology annotation, molecular function: oxidoreductase activity. The transcript has 2 exons. Lineage: Eukaryota; Fungi; Ascomycota; Eurotiomycetes; Eurotiales; Aspergillaceae. The record is from RefSeq and is a predicted model, not a curated record.